UAUACCAAUUACUCUUUUCUUUUUCUCUCCUUUAAUAUUUAACGUAUAUACUUUUUUUGAACAGCAUAUUUUGAGCGUUAUAUAUUUAUGUAUAUAUAUUCAUAUUUACAGAUAAAUUGACUAGCCCAUGAUACUCUUAACUCUCUUACUCUCAUGGCGAAAUUCACCUUGUCACUCGUUUCUUUCGCACUUAUUCUCCUUGUCUUACAAUCAUAUCAUCUUCUACUCAAUCCAAAGCUCACUUUCUCAUUCCAACCCAAAUUAUGUUGCUUCAAAUCCAUGGUAAGUAGGUUUAGUUAUAGCUCUGUAUACCUCCAUACUCGACCUGAAACCACUCAAAAGUCUAUAAACCAUUUGACCCGGAAACCAAAACACCCACUUGACCCGCUUACAUUACAAGAGGUUGAGAGGGUUCGAACCAUUCUCUCUUCUUACCCACCUUUCGUCUCUGCCUUCCCGCCAAUCCAGUCCAUGGUACUAGACGAACCCGACAAGAAUCGGGUGUCCAGCUGGAAAACGGGUGACCAGUUUCUACCUAGAAAGGCUACUGUGGUUGCACUUGUUAGUGGUACGUCUCACGUCGUAACUGUUGAUUUGGACUUGGGUCGGGUUACAACCCAUUUUAUAAGCACAACUUCUGGGUACCCGGCAGUGACCGUAGAUGAUUUGUCCAAGGCCUUGGAAGUGGCACUUUCGUAUCCAAAUUUGAAGAAAUCUGCAGUGGAGAGAGGUAUUGAGGUCUCUGACUUGGCUUGCAUAACUCUUUCGGUGGGCUGGUUUGGGCCCCAUGAAGAAGGAAAAAGGCUUACAAAGAUCGUUUGUUACUCUAGUCAAAACACAUCCAAUUACUACAUGAGGCCCAUUGAAGGCUUGGUCAUGACAAUAGAUCUUGACAAAGGAGAAGUUGUUCAAUUUGUUGAUAAGGGUCAAAGCAUACCAAUUGCAAGCGAGACCAACACUGAUUAUCGAUACAAUAAAGAUGGCCAAACGAAGAAGAAUUAUCCCAAAAUGAAGCCAUUAAACUCCAUAUCUAUGGAACAGCCCGAUGGGCCCAGUUUUAGCAUUGAAGGUGGGCACAUGGUGAGAUGGGCCAACUGGCAGUUUCACCUGAAGCCAGACCCAAGAGCUGGGAUGGUGAUUUCUAGGGCUAUGGUUCAGGAUUGUGAGAGUGGUGAGUUUAGAAAUGUUAUGUACAAAGGGUUUGCUUCAGAGUUGUUUGUGCCUUAUAUGGAUACAGAUGAGGCUUGGUACUUUAGGGGUUAUAUGGACGCUGGUGAAUUUGGACUUGGGGCCACGGCUAAGUCACUUGUGGCACUAAAUGAUUGCCCAAAAUAUUCUUACUAUAUGGAUGGAGUGUUUGUGGGCUCAGAUGGCAUGCCCUAUAUUGAGCCCAAUAUUAUUUGUAUCUUUGAACGUUAUGCUGGGGAUAUUAGCUGGCGUCACACCGAUUUUCUUGUGCCUGGUUCCGAGAUCAAAGAAUCUAGAAGGAAAGUGACACUUGUAGCUCGAAUGACUGCUUCGGUAGGAAACUAUGAUUAUAUAUUCGACUGGGAAUUUCAGACAGAUGGUUUGAUUAGAGUCAAGGUAGAGACAUCUGGAAUGUUGAUGGUAAAAGGGACUCCAUAUGACAACGUAAAAAAAAUCCCAAACGAAGAAGAAAUGAGCGGUCCUUUAGUGUCUGAAAACCUAAUUGGAGUUGUUCAUGAUCAUUUUGUUACUUUCCACCUUGACAUGGAUGUGGAUGGACCAAACAACUCAUUUGCUAAGGUUAGUUUGGUGAAACAAGAGACUGAUCCCUACGACUCAUCACCAAGAAAGAGUUACUUAAAAGUCAAGAGACACAUAGCCAAGACUGAAAAUGAGGCCAAAAUUAACCUCAAGCUCACCGAGCCUUCAGAACUUCAUGUUGUGAAUCCAUCUAAGCUGUCUAGGCUGGGAAAUCCAACUGGUUAUAAACUUGUCCCUGGGAGAACUGCUGCUAGUUUGCUUGAUAAAUACGAUCCUCCACAAUUAAGGGGUGCUUUCACAAAUAAUCAGGUAUGGGUGACACCUUAUAACAAGAGCGAGCAAUGGGCCGGUGGAUUUUUGGCAUACCAAAGCAAAGGAGAUGACACAUUAGCUGUGUGGUCAGAUAGGAACCGUAAAAUAGAGAAGAAGGACAUUGUGUUAUGGUACACAUUGGGAUUCCAUCAUAUACCAUGUCAAGAAGAUUUUCCUAUAAUGCCAACGGUGUCAGCAAGCUUUGAUCUCAAACCAGUGAAUUUUUUCGAACUCAAUCCUAUUUUACGUGUUCCGCCAACUUUUGAAGAUGAUUUACCUAAUUGUAAACAAUCAGUCUCGAAACAUUUGUGGUGUGUUUAAUUACUUAUAAUGCAAAUAAAAAGGUUGAGAAUUGAUUUAUAAA
This is a messenger RNA of Cannabis sativa, 2404 nucleotides long. RefSeq names its product amine oxidase [copper-containing] gamma 2. Bases 154 to 2361 code for a protein of 735 amino acids. Gene Ontology annotation, biological process: amine metabolic process. NCBI's taxonomy places the organism in Eukaryota, Viridiplantae, Streptophyta, Magnoliopsida, Rosales, Cannabaceae. The record is from RefSeq and is a predicted model, not a curated record. Gene Ontology annotation, molecular function: copper ion binding; quinone binding; primary methylamine oxidase activity. The transcript is spliced from 5 exons.